GUGAACUUGACAGCGGUUUUUCCUGCACCCCGUCCGCUUACUGCCACGUCGAGUUCCGUGAGGACCAGACCAGACCAGAUCCGGGUCUGGGUCGGUGUACUCUGUCCUGUAACUGAGCGGAGGAACGGACCCAGACUAACUUCACUGCAGCUGUUCCUGUAAGGACGGAGAGCGAGCUGUUCCAGACAUCAUGAGGCAGCUCAAAGGCAAACCCAAGAAAGAAACGUCCAAGGACAAGAAGGAGAGGAAGCAGGCCAUGCAGGAGGCACGGCAGCAGGUGGCCACUGUGGUCCUGCCUACACUGGCCGUGGUGGUCCUGCUCAUUGUGGUCUUUGUCUACGUGGCCACCAGGCCUGAUGCUAUCGAGUAGAAGUUACAGUUCUACUAAAUAGACAUGAACUCCCAAAGUGACUGAGUUUGACUGACUGACAGUAGCUAUACCCAAAGGAUUACCCCCGUCAUGUGACAGCCAUCCCUCUGCAGUGAGUGGCAGGCCGGUGACUGGCCACUGACUGGCCUACCCUCUGCCACAGUGUAUCUGUUUGCUUUCAGGACACAGAAGUCGUCCAGCUGAGCAAAGCUGCAGCUGCUCAUCAGUGCCUUCAGACAAAUGAAGAUGAGCUGUACAUUAUUAAUCUUGAUGUCAUACAAAAUGAUGCAAUAUCAGACAUACCAAAGAACUUGUGCACAGUCUGCCAAGUACAACCAGAGGUGUUUAAAAACAAAGUCUCAACAGGUGAAAGGUCAAAGGCAAUUCUCCUGUUGGGACUGGGUGCUUUUGUAAAUAUUUCCAUGAUUUGUAUGAGGUAGGAUCCAGAUUCUCCUGCCUUCAGCUGAAUGCAUCACUAAAAUAUCUUACUAAAAAUCACUGAAAAAAGUGCUGUCUCCAGUAUGUUCAAACACUCCUGAAUUUCAUCUUAAAUGUGAAUGUUUCCAUUAAGUUAUUGAUAACCAAACCUUUGAGUCAUUCGUGACAUCUGUGCAGAUGGAACAAGGUGCCUUAACAGAUUCACAAUAGUGUUAUCACGGUUCAGUAAAUGAUUUUUGAAAAAAUAAAGUUUGGUCAAUGUUUUAGAUUCCUGCA
Lates calcarifer (barramundi perch) is the source of this 1084-nucleotide messenger RNA. It is a transcript of the gene smco4, whose product is annotated as single-pass membrane protein with coiled-coil domains 4. The record is from RefSeq and is a predicted model, not a curated record. NCBI's taxonomy places the organism in Eukaryota, Metazoa, Chordata, Actinopteri, Centropomidae. The transcript is spliced from 2 exons. Bases 191 to 370 code for a protein of 59 amino acids.